GGAAUUCGGAAGUGCCCCUUUCAAGAUCCCACCUCCCAUCAUUAUUUUGUUUUCCAAAGGCACCACCUCUCUCAAACCUCACCACAAUACCAUACAAUCUUUCUGAAGAAUUACAUUUUCAACACCAUCCUCCAAGUUUGAUCCAUCCAAACCAAACCAUGGGCCUCGUUGGAAUAAUCGCAGAACUUGCUGUGCUUGGCUCCAUCGCUGCAGGCAUUGCCGCCAACGCAGCCGUUGUUGGCACUUGUAAGAUGCUCGAACUUCGAAAUGGUAAAGGCAACAUUGGUCCUUGGAGAGCCGACAUAAAUGGAAGUGGUUGCCAAGGCUGGAAUAAGGAUGAAACUGACAAGGAUGACUGGUUGCUCAACAUGGCUCGUGCUUGCUGUGUGAUUGCACUCAUUUUUGGUUGCGUCUUGGCGGUCUUUGGUUUUUUCAAUCAAUGCCUCUUCCCUCUUCCCUGCACUCAAAAGAUUAUGGAUUUGAGUGGUGUUGGUGUCCAAAUUGGAUUGGCUCUGACUUGGCCCAUGAUUCGCAGUUCAGUGUGUGAUAAUCAGGGAGGAUGUCGCUGGGGAGAUGAUGCUUCUGCAUUGCUCCUUUCGCAAAUCUUUUACAUGGUGGCAAGUAUCUUCACCCGAUGCAUGAGGGAACCUCGAUACAAGCGACGCCAAGAAAAGCAAGAGGAAGCUGAACCUGAACCUGAGAAUGACGCGGAACGCCAAGAAAAACAAGAGGAAGCUGGACCUGAACCAGAGAAUGGUGCGGAACAGAAAUAUGCCAGCGCAGAAGCCUGAGAUCACUAGUUUGAAAGAUCGAAUCUGUCCUCAACCCCAACAAUACCAAUGUCGAUUCCAUGUUGCGUACCGUAUCAGUAGCUGUCUAACAUAACCAGUUUCCUUUACUUUUAGU
Molecule: messenger RNA, 906 nt
Organism: Seminavis robusta
Lineage: Eukaryota; Bacillariophyta; Bacillariophyceae; Naviculales; Naviculaceae
Source: the annotation of a GenBank genome assembly